AUGGUUAAGAAAGAGAUAAGCAUGCGUCAACAAACAUGGGCUCUUCUGUGCAAGAAUUUUCUUAGAAAAUGGAGACUGAAAAGAGAGAGCUUAUUGGAAUGGACAAUAGCAUUGCUUCUGGGACUGUCCUUAUGCAUUCCGGGGGCCUUCAACGCUGUGCCUUUUCCUGAACAGCCUCCUCAUAUCCUGGGUCGUGUGGAUGAAUUUAACGACUCUGACCUAAUGGUGAUCUAUACACCAGUCACGGACAGAACUCAGAGCAUAAUGGAUAAGAUAGCUUUGGUUACUUUUAUGAAAGGAAUAAAAAUCAUUGGAGCACCUAAUGAAGAAGCCAUGGAUACAAUGCCAGGAGAAGCAUUGUCUCAGACAGUGGGCAUCGUAUUUAAUGGUACUUCCUCAUAUCAGCUGAAGUUUGAUUGGGGAUACAGAAUUCCAGCUAUUAAGGAACACUUAGAAUAUUCAGAACACUGUGAGGAUUUGCAAGAUGAAAUUUAUUGUCACUUGACAAUGUACUGGCAAAAAGGGUUUGUGGCUCUUCAAGCUGCAAUUAAUGCUGCUAUUAUAGAAGUCACAACUAAUCACUCUGUGAUGGAGAAUCUGAUGUCAGUAAUUGGAAUAAAUAUGAGGACACUGCCUUUCUUUACUAAGGGACCAGUUGUAAAUGAAUGGGUUAUUAUUGUUUCUAUAAUAUCUUUCUCCCCUUUUGUAUACGUUGCAUCUUUAACUAUUACAAGGGAAAGAAAACAAUUAAAGAAACUUAUGGUAGUGAUGGGUCUCCGAGAGUCAGCCUUCUGGCUCUCUUGGGGAUUGAUGUAUGCUGGCUUCUUCUUUAUCAUGUCUACUUUGAUGGCCCUGAUCAUAACAUAUAUCCAGAUUGUAGUUAUUACUGGCUUCACGGUGAUUUUCAUACUGUUUAUCCUAUAUGGUCUGUCUUUGAUAACAUUGGUUUUCCUCUUGAGUGUGUUGAUAAAAAAGCCUAUCCUCACUGCCUUGGCUGGGUUUUUCUUUAUGGUCUUUUGGGGAUGUCUGGGAUUCACCGCCCUCUAUAAACAACUCUCUUCACCUUUGCAGUGGGUUUUAGGACUGUUCAGUCCUUUUGCCUUCACUGCUGGACUGUCCCAGAUUACAGACAUGAAUUAUUACUUGAGUGGUAUUAUUUUUCCUGAUCCCUCUGGAGAGUCUUACAGAAUGAUAGCCACUUACUUUAUUCUGGUGUUUGAUACUCUUCUCUAUUUGAUAUUGGCAUUGUACUUGGAGCAAGUUUUGCCUGAUAAAGAUGGUUACCGGCAGUCACCAUUGUUUUUCCUGAAGUCUUCAUUUUGGUCCAAACAUCAAAAUACUCAUCAUGAAGUUUUUGAGAAUGAUAUAAAUCCUGAGCAUUUAUCUGAGGACUCAUUUGAACCAGUGCCUCCAGAGUUCCACGGUAAAGAAUCCAUCAGAAUAAGAAAUAUUAAGAAGGAAUAUAAUGGAAAGGCUGGAAAAAUAGAAGCACUGCAAGGCAUAUUUCUUGACAUAUAUGAAGGGCAGAUCACUGCAAUACUUGGACAUAGUGGAGCUGGUAAAUCAACAUUAUUAAACAUUCUGAGUGGACUCUCUGUGUCAACAGAAGGAUCAGCUACCAUUUAUAACACCAACCUCUCUCAAAGAACCAACAUGGAAGAAAUCAGAAAGAACAUUGGAUUUUGUCCACAAGGCAACAUUCAAUUUGACUUUCUCACCGUAAGAGAAAACCUCAGGCUAUUUGCUAAAAUAAGAGGGAUUCAGGCCAAAGAAGUGGAAGAAGAGGUAAAAAGAAUUAUAAUGGAAUUGGACAUACAAAACAUUCAAAAUGUCAAUGCUAAGGAGUUAAGUGGUGGACAGAAGAGGAAACUGACAUUUGGGAUAGCCCUUUUAGGAGAUCCUCAGGUUUUGCUACUGGAUGAACCUACUGCUGGGUUAGAUCCCUUUUCAAGGCACCGAGUAUGGAGCCUCCUGAAAGAGCGAAAAUCAGACCAUGUGGUCCUUUUCAGCACCCAAUUCAUGGAUGAAGCUGACGUCUUGGCUGAAAGGAAAGUGUUUCUAUCGAAUGGCAAGUUGAAAUGUGCAGGAUCGUCAUUGUUUCUGAAGCGAAAAUGGGGAAUUGGAUAUUAUUUAAGUUUACAUAGGAAUGAAAUGUGUGAUCCACAGAGAAUCACAUCCCUCGUUAAACAGCACAUCCCUGAAGCCAAACUGAGAGCUGAAAGUGAAGAGAAGCUUGUGUAUACUUUACCCUUGGAUAGGACAAGCAAAUUUUCAGGUCUUUAUAGUGACCUUGAUCAGUGUUCUGACCAAGGCAUAAUCAGUUAUGGUGUUUCCAUGACAACUCUGACCGAAGCAUUCUUGAACCUAGAAGGCAAAUCAACAAUUGAUGAACCAGAUUUUGGCAUUUGGAAACAAGAAAAACUAGAUGUGACAAGAGAAACUGAAAAUAAAUCUGAAAUACAACAGGCUCUUUGUUCUCUUCCGGAAAUGAGUAAAACCGUCAGUGACAGAACUCUCUGGAGAAGACAGGUCUUUGCCAUGGCCAGACUUCGCUUUUUACAAUUAAGGCGUAACAGGAGAGCUCUUUUGUCUUUGUUACUGUUACUUUUGGUGGCAUUUAUCCCGGCCACUUUUGAAAAGGUACUGUUAAGGAUGUAUUAUGAGACUGAUUGUUGGGAAUUUUCACCCAGUAUGUAUUUCCUUUCUCUGGAACAACCUCCAAAGGCUCCUCUUACUAGUCUAUUAAUCAUCAAUAACACAGGAUCAAAUAUUGAAGACUUUGUGCAUUCACUAAAACAUCAGAAUCUUGUUCUGGAAAUAGAUGACUUUGAAAAUAGAAAUGGCUCAGAUGAUCCUUUGUACAAUGGAGCAAUCAUUGUGUCUGGUGAUAAGAAGGAUUACACAUUUUCAGUUGCAUGUAAUACCAAGAGAAUUAAUUGUUUCCCUAUUCUUAUCGGAAUUAUUAGCAAUGGCCUUCUUGGAAUUUUUAACUCUACAGAGCAUAUUCAAACGGAGAGAAAUACGUUUCCUUAUCAUAUACUUUGUUUCAUUCCUUAUCUUCAGAGUCUCAUUUUACUCUUUAUAAUAAGAUGUCUGGAAAUGAAGUAUGGAAGUGAAACAAUGAGGAAAGAUCCAGUUUUCAGAAUCUCUCCAAGGAAGAUGGAAGCCCAUCCUAAUCCAGAAGAGCCAGAAGAGGAGGAUGAAGAUGUUCAGACUGAAAGAGUGAACGCAGCAAAUGCACUCAGUAAUUCAAACGCAGAUGAGAAACCAGUCAUAAUAGCAAGCUGUUUACAAAAGGAAUACAAAGAGAAGAAAAGCUGCUUCUCAAAGAGAAAGACAAAAAUAGCCAUUCGAAAUGUUUCCUUCUGUGUUAAAAAAGGUGAAGUUUUGGGCUUGCUGGGACACAAUGGAGCUGGUAAAAGCACCUCUAUUAAAGUGAUAAUGCGAGCCACAAAGCCAACGGCCGGCAAGGUGGUUUUACAAGGCAGCAGAGCUUCAGCGAGACCUGAAGAAGACUACAGGCUCAAGUUCCUGGGAUACUGUCCUCAGGAGAACUGUCUGUGGCCCAACCUUACAAUGAGUGAACACCUGGAACUGUAUGCCACGGUGAAAGGAUUAAGUAAAGAAGAUGCUGCUCUUUGCAUUUCACGAUUGGUGGACGUGUUCAAGCUGCAAGAUCAGCUGAAGGUGCCCGUCAAGACCUUAUCAGAGGGGAUCAAGAGGAAGCUGUGCUUCGUGCUGAGCAUCCUAGGGGGGCCAGCGGUGGUGCUGCUGGAUGAGCCGUCCACAGGGAUGGACCCUGAAGGGCAGCAGCAGAUGUGGCAGGCGAUUCAGACUAUUGUUAAAAACAAGGAACAAGGCAUCCUUCUGACCACUCAUUACAUGACCGAGGCCGAAGCUGUGUGUGACCGCGUGGUCAUCAUGGUGUCUGGGAGGAUCAGGUGUAUCGGUUCCAUUCAGCAUCUGAAAAGCAAAUUUGGUAAAGAUUAUUUACUGGAAAUCAAAGUGAAAGAACCUACUCAAGUCAAGCUUCUCCACGCAGAGAUUCUGAAGCUUUUCCCACAAGCUGCUCGGCAAGAAAGGUACGGGAACGUUUUUGCUUCUGUGACCAGUCUAAGGAGUUUUCAAUCUUCGUAUCAUUUAGCUUUACACUAA
Molecule: messenger RNA, 4155 nt
Organism: Chrysochloris asiatica (Cape golden mole)
Lineage: Eukaryota; Metazoa; Chordata; Mammalia; Afrosoricida; Chrysochloridae
Product: ATP-binding cassette sub-family A member 10-like
Exons: 31
Coding region: 1-4155 (1384 amino acids)
Biological process (GO): transmembrane transport; lipid transport
Cellular component (GO): membrane; intracellular membrane-bounded organelle
Molecular function (GO): ATP binding; ATP hydrolysis activity; ABC-type transporter activity
Source: RefSeq, a predicted model, not a curated record